Messenger RNA from Danaus plexippus (monarch butterfly), 2247 nucleotides. Its product is annotated as putative E3 ubiquitin-protein ligase UBR7. The transcript is spliced from 2 exons. Gene Ontology annotation, cellular component: cytoplasm. NCBI's taxonomy places the organism in Eukaryota, Metazoa, Arthropoda, Insecta, Lepidoptera, Nymphalidae. Bases 157 to 2145 code for a protein of 662 amino acids. Gene Ontology annotation, molecular function: zinc ion binding; ubiquitin protein ligase activity. The record is from RefSeq and is a predicted model, not a curated record.
GUUUUCAUUCAUUCUUUUAUAAAAGCCGAUUGUCGACACUUAAAAAAAAUUGUAUUCACUUGGCGCCUAUUUGUAUUGUAACCGGCGUUUUCAGUUUUUGUUGAUUUAAUUAUUCAAGAGGAGUCUCAAGGAUAAUCUUAAAUAUAAUCGUCCGACAUGGCUACAGACGUUACAAAAUCAGUUGAAGACGCAGAAAUGACGGAAUGUGAGGAAGAUAAAGUUGUAACAAUGAUGGACGUCUUGCAGGAACAAGAAAAUUUUGAAGAAGAUGCUAACGCUGUGUUGGGAGGUUCCGAUGAUAAAAACUGUACAUAUUCUAAGGGCUACAUAAAGAGACAAGCAUUGUACGCCUGCAUGACCUGCUGCUCUGAAGCGAAAUCUGACCCAGCUAAGAGAGCAGGUCUUUGUCUAGCCUGCAGCCUCACUUGUCAUGAAAAUCAUGAACUUAUAGAACUGUAUACUAAACGCAAUUUUAGAUGUGACUGCGGCAACUCAAAAUUCAACUCUAAUCCUUGUCAGUUAGCACCCAAAAAAGCAAAUUUUAAUGAGGAGAAUAGUUACAACCAGAAUUUUAGUGGAGUAUACUGUGUGUGUCGGAGGCCAUACCCCGAUCCAGAUUGUGAAACUGAAGAUGUAAUGAUCCAAUGUACCAUAUGCGAGGACUGGUACCACGGCACACAUUUAGAAACAACUGUCCCUAACAGUGAACUCUACACAGAGAUGAUUUGCAAAGGAUGUAUGGAAAAAUAUGACUUUUUACAUUCCUACAGUUACAUGGUUGUAAAUGUUGAAAGCUCCGAUGUUGAUGUCAUUAAUGUUCCUGAGAAUGGAAUUAAAACUCGCAAUGGAGACUUCAAAACAGAUGCCACAGCUGUUGAAGAUAGUGAAAGGUCUCAGGAAAAUGAAGAUAUUAGCCUCACUCCUAAAAAAGAAAUUUCUUCUAUUGAUGAAAACAUUGAAGAAAAUAAAAAGAAAGUAGAAAAUGAUGGAACAAAUAAUUCUAAGAUGGAAGGUAUUUCUGAUGUUGAUGUUAGUGUUGAGAAUCCUUCAAGUGAAAGUCUCAUAACUUGUAACAAUAAAGACAACACUGAUAUUAAAGAGGAGGGAAGCAAUGCAGACAAUACCAAUGACCGAGAUACUAGUAGUGACCAGAGCCAAGAUAUUAUCAAUAGUGAGAUCCAACGAGACAUGGAACUAAACACAAAUAAUACUGCAAAAGAAAUCGAAGACAAAAAUGCUAUGAAAACAACUAGCGAGGUGAAAAAUAGACAAGAUGAAAAUACAGAUGAAGAGAAGCCUCUGGUAGAUUAUGAAAGUGAAAGCUGCAAGUCAAAAAUGAAUUUAGAUAUCACAGAAACAAGUCAGGAAGAUAUUAAGACUACACAUGAGAACGGGAAAAUGUAUAAAAAAAAUGAUGCUGACAAUACUAUCAACAGAACAAGUGAGUUAAAUAACUUAGAAAAAGGAGAAGGGACAGAGGAAAAAACGGAAAACUUGGCAUCUCAUGAUGAAAAAGAUGUGGUACAAAACACAUCAAAAGGAAAGGAAACAAAAAAUGAAGGUGGUGGUAACUGUAGCAAUCCUGUUGACAGUAAUUAUACAGACGCUGCUACUGAUGAAGUAACAGGGGACAGCAAUCACACAGGAUCAGAAAAAAGAAAACUUUCCACAGAAGAAACAACAGAUAGUUCAGUGAGUAAGAAAAGUAAAUUAGGAGAGGUGACUGACAAACCAUGCACUUGUCCUAAAAAUGACAAAAAAGUGUACAGAGGAGCAACAUUCUGGCCCUCAACCUUCCGCCAGAGACUCUGCACAUGCAAUGAAUGUCUGAGCAUGUAUAAGGACCUGUCUGUUAUGUUCCUUAUGGACACUGAAGACACAGUCGUCGCGUACGAGAGCUUGGGCAAGGAGAAAACCAACGGUAAGCCAUCACAGUAUGAAAAGGGGCUCCAAGCACUUUCAUCGCUGGAUAGAAUCCAACAGAUCAAUGCCUUGACAGAGUACAACAAAAUGAGAGACAAGCUAUUAGACUUCCUUAAAAGCUUCAAGGACAGGAAAGAAAUUGUCAAGGAGGAAGACAUCAAAGCAUUCUUUGCCGGAAUGAAGCCCAAGAGGGAACCAGAGGGUGUGUACUUUUGUCGGUGAUCACCAAGCUGAUGUCAUAUUUUUGAAUCUUUAUCCUUCCAGGUUUAAGGACAAAGUGCUUUAAUUUUGUAGAACUUGACAGAUUAAAUAAUUUUUAUUUUA